Messenger RNA from Vitrella brassicaformis, 2196 nucleotides. The record is from the annotation of a GenBank genome assembly. NCBI's taxonomy places the organism in Eukaryota, Vitrellaceae.
CUUUUACCCCGCUCCGACUCCCCGAGCCCCCCCUACGGCUGCGGGAUAUCCGCUGAGCCGCGAGUGGAACUAUCAGCGAAAUUGGCUGGCAAGCAAUGGCGUCUGGAGGAGCCGCCGCUGGCGAGAGGGGAAGAUGGUCGAGUCGUGCGGCCUUCCUGCUGACGGCGAUGGGCGCCGCAAUAGGCCUGGGAAACCUCUGGAGGUACCCGAUGCCAGAUCAGUCACGCCCAGGGCGUGUGACGUAACUCUGUCUGGUUGCGGUAACUGCUGUCAAUGUCAGGUUUCCUUAUCUGAGUUACAGCUACGGCGGCGGAGCCUUCUUUAUUCCGUACCUCGGUAGGCGAGUGAGGCAGAUGGGACCCUUGCAUCGGUGACCUCCUGCCGAGAGAAUGUUGGGUGGUGUGUGAUCAGGUGCUCUUUUCUUGAUUGGCAUCCCCCUGCUGACCACUGAGCUGGCCCUGGGUGAGUGACGAAGUGAGCGCAGAACCAUCAGCACACCGACAGCGAGUGACCAUGUCUUCACGUGUGGUCAUCUCUCUCAGGCCAAGUGUACGAAGGCGGCCACGCAGUCGCCUUCGGCAUGCUCAGCAAGCGCUUCCUUGGCCUUGGCUACGGCUCAGCGUGGGCGUGCUUCAUCGUGGCGGCCUACUACAACGUGCUGCUCGCUUACGCGUGCCUCUACUUCGUCGCGUCCUUCCAGAACCCGCUGCCCUGGGCCGCCACGGCCAAGACAGCGCAGCUCUGCAAAACGGCCGGCGCGAGUGCGGCGUCGUGUGCGGCUCUGGGGACCGAGUGCAUGUGGGCGGAUGGGGAGUGCUCUCAGGCGCUCAUUGGAAAGGUCAGCGAUUCACACAGGCAGCGCACAAGCCGGGUCCACCUUGGUGCACAUAAUCACACUGCUUCUCUCUCUCUCUCUCUCUCUGUGGAUGUGCAGGCGAAUGCGUAUCUGUACGAGACGGUCCUGGAGCAGAGUGAAGUGAGCGGCGGGAUUGGCUGGCUGGUUCCCCAUAUAGCUGUGGCUGCGUUGGUCGUGUGGUUGAUCUGCUACCUCUCGAUGUUCAAAGGGGCAUCCCAGCUCGGCCGCGUGGCCUCCGCCUUUGUGGUGCUGCCCUUUGUGCUGCUGGCCGCCCUCAUCAUCACGGGACUGUCGCUGCCCGGCAUGGAAAUGGGCGUACAUCAAUACAUAGGUACCUUUACGAAGACAAUAUGUCUGUCUGUUGUCUUCGUAUCGAUCACGUGUGUGGCAGGUCGUUGGGACUUGUCGAUAUUGUCGUCGCGGCCUCAGAUCUGGUCGGAUGCUGUUUCCCAGAUCUUUUUCAGCGUGGGUUCCGUAUGGGGCAUGAUGACGGCAUAUGCGUCAUACAACAAGUGAGCGAGCAGAGUGGGAUGGCUGCACAGUCGAUUUGGUGGUGUUCUUAUGUGUUUGCAGGAAGGGCCAGAACGUGGCGCAGGACGCGCUGAUAGUGUCCCUGUCGAACUCUGCGUGCUCGAUCCUCGCUGGACUCGCUGCUUUCUCAAUAUGCGGGUGCGUCGCUAACUCACCGGCGCGAACAGGCUACUUGUACCCACUUUCCAUGUGUGUCGGUCCAUCUAUCUGCAGGCAUCUCGCCUACGAGGCUGGCAUUCCACUAAAAGAACUACCGACGGAAUCGAUGGGUCUGGCAUUCGUCAGUUAUCCGAUCGGCCUGGCGCAGAUUCCUGGAUGGGGGGCCCGGCUGUUCAACGUCUUCUUCUUUGCCGUUCUCAUUUGUCUGGGUGUUGCGUCAGCAUUUUCUUUCGUGGAAUGUCCGGCGACUGUUCUGCUGGUAAGUGACCGAGGGAGUGGGAGACGCACCCGCACGCAGCUAUCGGGCCACCUCUCAUGUAUGUCGCGGUAGGACACGUCAUGGUUCGGUCGGGUGCCUCGGUGGUUGAUGGUGGGCAUCUUGAGUGUGGUGGGGUACGGCCUGUCGCUCGUCUACUCGACGGACAUCGGCUAUCACCUCAUCGACGCCAGCGACUGGUACGUCGCCAACGUCCUCGCCCUGUCAUUGGGCUUCCUCGAGUCGGUGGCCGUCGGGUGGGCCGCGAGAAUCGAUGUGCAGGAAGGGCACAUCGGCAAGAAAGGUAUGUGCGGAUCGAGAUGAAGAUGGCAGGCAUGCAUUGUGUGUGUGUUUGUGUUGUCAGCUCCAUGGGUGUUGAUGUGUGGGUUCGUGG